AGAUGAUAAAACUCCGACUAUAUGGGCCAGAAUCAGAAGCGGUAAAUACACACUUGAUCGUCGUUGAUCCCCGAUGAAAAGUGAGGAUUUGCUGAAAUGUUGAUCGGAGAAGAUUUCCCGCUUGUUCAACCAAACAGAUCACAACUGUCAUGUAGCGAACGCUGUCAAUUCUGAUUGGAUGAGGCGGAUCACGUGUCUAAUGAAAUGGACAAUCUCUUACUCCCAUAACACAAGCGAGUUUAGAGAGACUGAUACAUGACAUUGAAUGGAGCAAUAAACUAGCUUUUAAAACUAUUCACAGACUUUUAAAAGUAUAACAUCGGGACUUAAACAUGAUGGAAAGUGAACGAGAAAGUGGAUUCAUCAAUAGUACUCCGUGUAUGGCAGAGUUUAUGGCCGAUGUACCAGGAAUGAAUGAAUCUGCGUUUGGUAGGUCAUCAAUCACCGUCGAGUCACGACUACCUCCCUACUGCCAGCCUCUCAAUAGCUCGAGUCAGCUGCACUCUGCCAUUAGCCAGGUCACUUCCACCGGCAGAAAAUCUCUGGGAGCCACAAAACAACAACCAGCUUCCCACUUGCCCGAAUAUCCAUGGAUGCGGGAAAAGAAACCAGCCAGGAAGUCACCCCCGACUCCCGUUCUCACAACCCCCUUAGAUUUUCAAGAUGUGGAUGGCGAUGCCGCAGCCGGCCAUCCACGAAGACUACGGACCGCAUAUACAAACACACAAUUACUAGAGCUAGAGAAAGAAUUCCAUUUUAACAAAUAUCUGUGCCGCCCUAGAAGAAUUGAAAUCGCGGCAUCCCUUGAUCUGACGGAAAGACAAGUGAAAGUCUGGUUUCAGAAUAGGCGAAUGAAGUUCAAACGUCAACAACUAGGCAAAGGAGGCGAAGGAUCGGAUGAUGAGGAAAAGUCGGCGGAUAGCCCAUCCAGUCAUGAUACAUCCAUGGACACAAUGGAAAUCACAGAAAAUGUCAAGAUUGACAUUGGACAAGAAAAAUCGAUGAACGAUGAACGAGAACUGGAUGGAACUACGGUGAAAUCUGAAAGCGUAGAAAACAUUGAAAAUGACACUAAAGUCACAAUCAAAACAAAUGGUGACGAGGAUCAUUAUGUCAAAUCGCCAGAGGAUAAAACAAAUAAAGCGGACGAAAUGGCUGACAUUGGUAGUACGACACAGCAUUGUGUCACUGAAAGUGACAUUACAUUGCCCUCGGCUGGUGAUAAAACAGUAAGCGUGAUUGAAGUGUCGGCACCAGUGGUCAACUCGAAACCGAAGGCACGUGGAAGACGAGGAACGAACAACAACAAAUCAAAAAUGGCGUCACAUCCGGUGACCAGUCCAAAACCACAAGGCCAAACUGCCUCUUCCCCACAAGUCCCUUGUACGAUGUCCCCCAACCUUCCCGGUGCAUUGUCUCCACAGGUCCCGAGUCCCAUGUUUCCAAUUUCACCCCAAAAUGGUACAAUGUAUACCUCCCCCGCUCUGAAAUCUGCACCGAUCACUUCAACAUCGGAUGAUUACGGUCCCCAGAGCCAGAAUAUUUAUUCCCCGGGAGCCCAAAACGGAGAGUUUCAAACCAUUCUAAACGGACACUACUCACAAAGUCCCCCUCAUAACCAGUACCAAGCCGCCCAGCCUUGCCACACAAUGGAAUAUUCAGGUAACUUUGCAACUCAUAAUAUUAAUGAGCCGAGUCCAGUCACUAAUGCUCCACAAAGCACGGUUGAGUCUCUCCAGUAUAUGGAACAGCGAUUUAUCGGCUACAACACAGAGCAAAACCCGGAAAAUGUGCGUCAUUACAACCAGUACCAGAACCAAGUGUACGGAGUUCCCGAAAAUCAACAUUAUGGAAACGCCCAAGAGCUCUCAGAGGGUAACGGUUAUGUUUAUAAUUACACCAACAAUUAUAGCACUCAGCAACCAUCUAGCGAGUUUUCCACAUUUCAAGACGCGUUCCUUUGUCAAACUGAAUUUUAUUGAAUUAAUAAGUGUUGGUAUCCAUCUUGCCAGUAACUUGUAAUGUUUAUAUUUUUAUCUAAAAAGUAGUUAUAAGUAAAUAACUUAAUCAUGUGGCCCAGAAUAUAUGUUGUUUCUGCGUAUUUCUAUUUAUAGUUUUGAAUUUUGUCUAGAUAUUAUGAACUCAAUUGUAACAGUAACAUUUUCCAAUGUGGUUUAUGUCGUGUUGAAUCUCACACUGUAAAUGUAUUCAUUAUGAAUUUGUCAUUUUUAUCUUAAAUGUAAAAUAUCAACUUUGAUCGUUAUUUCAACAGUAUUUUAUAUUUGUUAAAUACGUAUAUCGUGCUAAAAUAAUGUGCUUCAAUAUAAAGGGGAUUAUCAAUCAAAAUUUUGCAAAAGUCAUUUUCAGGCAUUAGAAUUAAACCAAAUUGUAAACCUUUUGUGAAAAAAUAUGUGAUUGUAAGAUACAGUAUUGUAAGGCUUAUUUAGCUUCUAUUAAAACAAUGGAAGUAUCUGUGUAUAUUUUGAAUUGGGUGCACAAAGUGGCGUAGCGGAUUUGGCAAACAUAGACACACUAGUCAAACUGGGUCGAGUAAGGGGUUUGUUUAUGUUAUGCCCAAUAUUCUUAGCAUCAUUACAAAUCUGUCAGAGAGUUGUCGAAACUUGAAAGCGGCGAAUUUUCCUCUCGACGACCUUGUUGGUAUGGUAAUGCAAUUGCUUUAAAAUAUUUGGUCAAAAAUGCCUAUAAUUAAACUUAAUAUCUGGAUGUAAUUUCUAAGCGUUCUGGAGGGUGGACGGAUUCUUGGGGGUUAGAUCAGAACAAUACUUGGUCAGUUUUAAUGAUUCCUUACACCAUUGUUAGUUUGACCUGAAUAGGCCAGCAUUUUGACAAAUUAGUUUUUAAUAAGACCAAGUGAGCGCAGUGGCUAUAGUCGAUUUAAUAAGACAUAGGGAAAGUAUUAAGACAUCAGGGAUGUAGCCGACAUCUCAUAUCAGUAUAUCUGCCACAGACGUAUUUCACAUUCGCACGGAAUUGACAGGGUAUAGGAUAGUAAGAAUGAAGUGAAAUAUAUUCACUAUUACAACUUUAUUACACAGUUCUAUUCUACAUGCAUUAAUGUGGUACUUUGUACACUUAAUAUAUCAAUUUGUGUUAAAUUGUGCUAUGAGCAAUAUUGUGUACAUUAUUUGUAAUUUAUUGAAAUAAAGCAUUUAGUAUUUCAAAACCG
Molecule: messenger RNA, 3187 nt
Organism: Owenia fusiformis
Lineage: Eukaryota; Metazoa; Annelida; Polychaeta; Sabellida; Oweniidae
Source: the annotation of a GenBank genome assembly